AUGAACACCAUCCCGGCACGCCAUGUCGGGGAUGUCGCCGCCCGCGAUCCUCUACCUCUACCGCACAUAUCAUCCUCCGUCGCCAGCGGCAUGAAGCGUUCCUUCGCAACCAUGGCCAUGCUCUACAACGACACUGGCAACAGCAACGAUGUCGGUGCCCAUGCCAGGCGACCACCACGAACCCUCUCCAAUAGUCGGAGCACUUCCGCCCACAGAGUACCUCUAGGCUCUUGGUCGGCGCCCAAUUCCCCGCCCCGCCGUGCGCUGCCGCAUCAUCCCAUCACCGCCAGCUUCGAUCCCGAUGCUUCCAUUGUUAUCGCCGGCAUUCGUGGCGCUGGCAAGUCUACGCUGGCCAUCAUGGCAUCUACCGCCAUGAAGCGCAAGAUAGUCGACCUGGAAUCCGAGUUCCAUCAUCUUACUGGCUUGUCUAGUUCCAGCUACAAGAAGACACACGGCCCGGUCGACUAUGGGAGGCGCCAGAUCGCCAUCUUGCAGAACAUCUUGAAUCUGCACAGGACCCGCGCCAUUCUCGUCUGCUCUUGGCUGGAGCGGGAUGUGCAGGCCAUGUUGCAGGAUUUCAGCGUGUCUAAUCCUGUCAUUUACGUUCUGCGCGAUGCCAAAGCUAUCGAGGCCCAUCUGAAGGGAUACGACAAGUCCAAAGUUGGCACCCUCCUUGAUGCCACCAGUACUGUCCUUCGCCGCUGCACCCGUUUCGAGUUCUUCAACGUCUCCGAAGAGAACCUGGACACCCACUCCGCUUCAACAUCACCACCUGCUGUUCCGGACCAGCGGCAUACCGCGCCGUAUCUAACGCUUAAACGAGCCGAGCGCCACUUCCUCAAAUUUCUCUCCUUGAUUCUACCCAAGGGGACCAUACCUUUUGUCGAGUCCGCCUUUCCCCUGGCUUCCGUCCCCGUUGAACAGCGCCGCUUUACCUACGCCCUCGCCUUGCCUGUAUCUGCCUUGCUCGACAAAGGCGUCGAUAUCCAAGAGCUUGAUGUCGGUGUAGACGCAAUCGAGAUCAUUGUAGACGAUCUUGCAACGAGCGAAUCCGGCCCAACGAGCCCCUUGGGUCUUGCGCCCCACCGAGCGAGCGAGAUCAGUCGUGUUGUAGGCGAAAUCAGGAGGGACACAGUGAUCCCCAUCAUUCUGCACGUGGUCUUUCCAGAAAGAGCGCUAUAUGAAGAAGCUCUGCUCGCGCUUUACAUGACUUACCUGAACCAUGCCUUAAGGCUUGCGCCAGAUUAUCUUACGGUCGAUCUGGGGCUCGAUUCUGGCUUGCUUGGGCAACUAACCACCGUUCAAGGAACCACCAAGGUCAUCGGCAAUAAACAACUUGCAGAGGUCAAUUCGCCGCGCUGGGGGGAUCCAUCUUGGUUACAAGCCUAUGAAAAGGCCCAGAAUACAGGAUGCGACUUGGUAAGGUUGACCAGACCGGCUUCAAAUCCCCGGGACAACACAGACAUUCGGCAGUUCCACGUUGCUGUAGAGGCCGUCGGGGGUCCAAGGCUCCCAUUUAUUGCUUACAACACAGGACGCCUAGGUCGGACAUCGAUGUGUUUUAACGAGAUCCUGACUCCAGUUACACCAGUGCCUACCAAGGAGGAUGCAAUCGGGCUCCGCAAUCCAGCCCAUCGCUAUCUCCAGCCUCCGCUCACGGCUCUGGAAGCAACACAGGCUCUCUACUCGGCAUUUGUCCACGACCCAAUGAAGCUGUAUGUCUUUGGCGCAAAUGUGGGAUAUAGCUUGUCCCCAGCCAUGCACAAUGCCGCACUCAAGGCCUGUGGCAUUCCACACCAUUACAAGCCCCUUUCCACAGCAAACAUCGGGACUUUGCGCGAGGUUAUCAGCGAUCCGCAGUUUGCUGGAGCCUCGGUCGGCCUGCCGUUUAAGGUGGAAAUCAUCAGCCUCACACACUCGCUGAGCCGGCACGCGAAAGCCAUCGGAGCCGUCAACACCUUGAUUCCGGUACGACACCUUACCGCGGACGGUGGAAUACCGGACGAGGUGUCCAUGUUCAACAAUAUCAGCCAAGCCGGCGCUGUCAGAGCUCUCUACGGCGAGAACACGGAUUGGAUUGGUAUCCGAGCCUGCCUUCGCCGCGGUUUAUCGCCCGCCAAUGCCGUGAGAUCAACAAGCACUGGUCUUGUCAUCGGCGCUGGCGGAAUGGCUAGGGCAGCUGUCUAUGCCAUGCUUCAACUGGGAGUCAAGAAGAUUUUGAUCUUUAACCGAACAUUUGCUAAUGCCGAGAAGCUGGUUCUACACUUCGAGAACCUGUUGGUCAGAGACGCAUUGCCUCUGUUGAGCACAGGGCCAAGAUCCCACGACAACACCUGUUUUCACAUCAUUCGAUCUCGAGACGAUCCGCUCCCAGAAAACUUCAAAAACCCGACCAUGAUCGUUUCCUGCAUACCGACACACACAGUGGACAACACCCCUGACCCUGAAUUUACUGUGCCUUUGCACUGGCUCGACAACCCCACUGGCGGCAUUGUACUAGAACUCGACUACAAAUGUCUCACAUCACCCUUGCUCGAACAAACACGACGCGAGGCUCACAGAGGCUGGGUCGCAAUGGAUGGACUUGACCUCUUGCCAGAACAAGGGUUUGCCCAAUUUGAACUGUUCACCGGGCGGCGAGCACCUCGUCGCUUGAUGAGGCGCGAGGUUUUGCGAGCAUACCCAGAUGAUCAAGCAAAAUCUCAUACCGCGCAGUUACAGCCUCGCCUCAACGGAAUUGCAACGCAAAUAUCUUGA
Neurospora crassa OR74A is the source of this 2757-nucleotide messenger RNA. It is a transcript of the gene qa-1S, whose product is annotated as repressor. Lineage: Eukaryota; Fungi; Ascomycota; Sordariomycetes; Sordariales; Sordariaceae. Gene Ontology annotation, biological process: chorismate biosynthetic process. Gene Ontology annotation, molecular function: shikimate 3-dehydrogenase (NADP+) activity; 3-phosphoshikimate 1-carboxyvinyltransferase activity; 3-dehydroquinate dehydratase activity. The transcript has 2 exons. The coding region runs from base 1 to 2757 and encodes 918 amino acids. The record is from RefSeq and is a predicted model, not a curated record.